This is a messenger RNA of Sarcophilus harrisii (Tasmanian devil), 5468 nucleotides long. It is a transcript of the gene RFX1, whose product is annotated as regulatory factor X1. The transcript is spliced from 21 exons. Gene Ontology annotation, molecular function: RNA polymerase II cis-regulatory region sequence-specific DNA binding; DNA-binding transcription factor activity, RNA polymerase II-specific. The record is from RefSeq and is a predicted model, not a curated record. Lineage: Eukaryota; Metazoa; Chordata; Mammalia; Dasyuromorphia; Dasyuridae. Gene Ontology annotation, biological process: regulation of transcription by RNA polymerase II. The coding region runs from base 240 to 3746 and encodes 1168 amino acids. Gene Ontology annotation, cellular component: nucleus.
UGGCUAGCGUUGGAGGGCGGGGCCUUCCUGUCAGGUGUGGGCGGAGCCAAUAGGGAGGUUGGUUGCUUGAGGAGGUGGGGGAGAAGUGUGGAGAGCAGAAGAGGAAGCCUUGGCAGAAGAUGGGGUGGAUCCCAGAGCAGCUGAAGUUUUCUCGUCGGGGACCCACUUGAGCCAGUGUCAGUCAGCGAGAAGGGAAGCAAAAAAAAGCCUUAUUUAUUAUCAUUUUCCCCACUGUUGGCAUGGCAACACAGGCGUACGUUACUGAGCUUCAGGCGGCCCCACAACCACCACAGCCUCAACAAGCCCCUCCACAAUCUCAGCCCCAGCCACCACCACCACCACCACCACCACCACCACCACCACCAGCGGCCCCUCAGCCACCACCGCCGCCACCUCCGCCACCUCCGCCACCUGCUGCCUCCACCUCCCAGCCACAGUAUGUUAGUGAACUGCAGAGCCCACAGCCCCAACCUGCCAGCCAGAAACAGUAUGUGACUGAGAUCCCAGCCCCCCCAGCACAGUCACAGCCCAGUGGCCAGCCUGCCCCAGCCCCGGCCCCUCAGCAGUUUAUCGUGGUGACAGUCUCGGAAGGGGCCAUGAGAGCAAGUGACACUGUCUCAGAAGCAAGCCCAGGCUCCACAGCCAGCCAAUCUGGAGUGCCAACACAGGUGGUCCAACAAGUCCAGGCCACACCACAGCGAUUGCUGGUCCAGGCUAGUGUGCAGACCAAGCCUGGUGCCGUGUCCCCUCUGCAGCUUACCAGCAUCCAAGUGCCCCAGCAGCGGUUAGUGGUGCAGAGCACAGCUCAGGCCAACAAAGGGGGCCCAGCUUCAUUAGCUGUCCAUAGUGUCCAACAAGUGCACUCUCCCCCAGAGCGUUCACCAGGACAGGGGAACAGCUCCACCAGCAAAGCUGGCUCCGUGCAGCAGCUCCAGGUGCACAGUGUCCAGGCCGUCCCUGUCACACAAGAGAGAUCCGUCGUGCAGACCACUCCACAGACACCAAAAUCAGGCCCAGUGCAGCAGCUGACAGUUCAAGGGUUGCAGCAGGUCCACGUCGCUCAAGAGUGCUCAGGCAGUCAGUUCCCCGCUAGGAAGGGAGAGCAGCAGGAGCCAGCAACAGAGCCGCCUGUGGUGCGGGCCGAGCCGGGCGAGCGGGCUGGAGAGACGCCCCUGCUGUUAGAGUGCACUAGCGAGACCCCGCAGUUAGGCAGCGGCAGCCCGGAGCCCCGGCUCCAUUACCUGCCCGCGGCAGCGGCGGCGGCGGCGGCGGCGGCAGCGGCCGAGCCGGGCUCUGAGCAGUGGGUGGAGCUGGUGCGCGUGCUCCCCCAGCAGCUGCUCCUGCCCCAGCAGAAAGUGGUGAUCGAGCCCCUCCCGGGGCUCUCCUCCCGAGCCAGCCCCGACCAGAGAGUCAGGAUCCAGAGAGUCCCCCAGGUGCUAGUGUUCGGCACUGCAGCCACAGCCCUGAAAGUGCAACAGCUCCAGCAGGUGCCCGUGCAGCAUGUGUACCCCAGCCAGGUUCAGUAUGUGGAGGGCGGUGAUGCCAGCUACACAGCCAGCACCAUUCGCUCAGGUACCUACCCCUACACAGAGACACCACUAUACACCCAGAAUGCGGGCACCAGCUACUAUGAGUCCCAGGGCACAACUGCGCAGGUCAGCACACCUGCCACCUCACAGGCUGUGGCGAGUAGUGGCUCAGUGCCCAUGUAUGUGUCGGGUGGCCAGAUCGUCACCAACUCUAGUGGCGCAAGCAGCGGAGGGGGCGGCGGGGGCGGCGGGGGCGGCGCCGGCACCUACGUGAUCCAGGGCGGCUACAUGUUGGGCAGCUCCAGCCAGUCGUACUCUCAUACCACCCGUGCCUCACCAGCCACUGUCCAGUGGCUGCUGGAUAACUAUGAGACGGCAGAGGGUGUGAGCCUCCCCCGCAGCACCCUCUAUUGCCACUACCUCCUGCACUGCCAGGAGCAGAAGCUAGAACCUGUCAAUGCUGCCUCCUUUGGCAAGCUUAUCCGCUCCGUGUUCAUGGGCCUCCGCACUCGCCGGCUUGGCACCAGGGGGAACUCCAAAUACCAUUACUAUGGCCUGCGUAUUAAAGCCAACUCUCCACUGCUCCGCCUGAUGGAAGACCAGCAGCACAUGGCCAUGCGAGGCCAGCCCUUCUCCCAGAAACAGAGGCUUAAACCAAUCCAGAAGAUGGAGGGCAUGACCAAUGGUGUGGCCGUAGGACAGCAGCAGGCAGCAGGCCUGUCUGACAUCAGUGCCCAAGUCCAGCAGUACCAGCAGUUCUUGGAUGCCUCAAGGAGCCUGCCAGAAUUCACCGAGCUUGACCUACAGGGCAAGGUGCUACCUGAGGGGGUUGGACCUGAAGACAUCAAGGCCUUCCAAGUCCUGUACCGGGAGCACUGUGAGGCCAUUGUGGACGUCAUGAUUAACCUGCAGUUUACUCUUGUGGAGACCCUGUGGAAGACCUUUUGGAGGUACAACCUCAAUCAGCCCAGCGAGGCCACCCCCCUGGCUGUCCACGAUGAAGCAGAGAAGCGGCUGCCCAAGAGCAGCCUGGUGCUCCUCUCCAAGUAUGAGCCUGUGCUCAAGUGGACCAAGGACUGUGACAACUUGCUAUACCAGGGCCUGGUAGAGAUUCUUAUCCCUGAUGUGCUGCGGCCCAUCCCCAGUGCCUUGACACAAGCAAUCCGGAAUUUUGCCAAGAGCCUAGAGAGCUGGCUCACCAAUGCCAUGAUGAACAUCCCUGAAGAAAUGGUUCGGGUGAAGGUGGCUGCAGCCAGCGCUUUUGCCCAAACACUUCGGCGCUACACGUCCCUCAAUCACUUGGCCCAGGCGGCCCGGGCUGUACUUCAGAACACGGCCCAAAUCAACCAGAUGCUCAGCGACCUCAACCGCGUUGACUUUGCUAAUGUACAGGAGCAGGCCUCAUGGGUAUGCCGCUGCGAGGACCGUGUCGUGCAGCGGCUGGAACAGGACUUCAAGGUGACUCUUCAGCAGCAGAACUCACUGGAGCAGUGGGCAGGUUGGCUGGACGGCGUGGUGAGCCAGGUGCUCAAGCCCUACCAGGGCAGUGCCAGCUUCCCCAAGGCUGCCAAACUCUUCCUUCUCAAGUGGUCUUUCUACAGCUCCAUGGUCAUCCGGGACCUGACCCUGCGCAGCGCAGCCAGCUUUGGUUCAUUCCACCUGAUCCGCCUCUUGUAUGACGAGUACAUGUACUACCUAAUUGAGCACCGGGUGGCCCAGGCCAAGGGAGAGACACCCAUCGCUGUCAUGGGCGAGAUGAGGAAGAAGAAGAAGAGGAGGAGAGUGAAGAUGAACUGCCCCAAGAGAUCUCUCUCAACUCCAGUGAGUCAACUGCCCUCAGCUCAGAGACCUUGGAGCCCCCUGCCAAGCUGGCAAGGACGGAUGGACGGGGCAUCUUCGUGCAGGCCCUGCCCUCGAGCUAAAAGCCCUGGCUGUAUGCUGGGGCUCCCCAGGACUCUGGUCCUCAGAGGGCAGGGCAAGGGCUAUUUCAGGGGCCACCUACCCCAAACCCACCUCGGAGCUGUGGGAGUCCCACGAGCCCAGGCUUCCGGCAAAGGAGAAGCUCAGCCUCACCAGCCUUCUGCCCUCCCCCCUCCUCUCCUUCCCCCCAAAGACACCAAAGUCCCAGCCAGACUCCAGACUUCCCUGCAGCCCGAGGGAUUUGGUGUGUUUCUGCUCUGGCCCUGUCAUGGGGCAGGAUGCACUCCCAGCUACUGAGGGGGAAGCAGGAGAGCUCCUCAAAGCAGGGAAGGCAUUGGCCCUGCACCCCCUCACACCUGCAAACCCACCCCUUCCUGUGGCCUUUGUUUGCCCCUGCGGGGUAUGGGGGUGGGUGGCAGCACAAUCCCAGGGCAAGAACCACUUGGCUGCACUGGAAGGAUUUUUCUUAGGGGGGAGGGGGGCAGGGGAGCUGGCUCCUCAAUACUGCAAACACUGACACAAAAGACAAAGACGUGCCUUAAGGAACAAACUGAGCGUCCUGGCUGGCGACGGGCUCCCUGGGGCAGUGGGCAUGGCCCGGAACCAGAGGGAGAGUGGAGUAUCUUCUCUUCCCCUGGUCACCUGCACGGGCCCAGAACUGUGCCAAGCCUCACCCAAGGGGCUGUGUGCCCAGUAGGGAGUCAGAUGGCUCCCUACAAUGGGCAUGGUGGUUCCCGGGUUUCCCUCACCCUCUCCUCCUCCUCCUCACCCUUCCCCCCCCCCCCCAACUGAUUCCAAGCUCUGGCUUUGCACAGUGGCUUGCCCCCCACCCCCCCUCCAGGCUGCCUGGGGCUUAGGGGAUGCUGAGCUGCCACCUUGGACACAGGUUGUAUGGGUGGGGGGAGGAGUCGUUGCUCUUUUCGAGACCACUUGCUCAAGUGCAGAGGUCCCUUGCCACCACCCAGAAUCCUCCCUCCUCCCAUCCUCCUUGCUUCCCUUCUUGGUUUAAGUGCAAUUAAAGCAGUUCCGGGCACUGCUUUAGGUAAGGGCUUGUGGGUCAGGGCCCUGCCCAUCAAUCUUCUUCCCUGACACCCCAUCCCGCACCCUCUGCAGAGGGAGCAGUGCAGGCCUCCCAUCAAGCCUCGGGACAGGCCCUCUCCUUCAUAGGCUGUAUCUCCACCUCAGUACCCUUCCUCUGACCCAUCCAACCCAGGCCUGGAGCUGUGGCAGGAUCCUCUCCCCACCCCACCCCCCCAAGGGCAGGGGAAGACACAGCUGAUGGGAGGGAAUGAGCAGGAGAGGCUUCCUUAUUCCCUCCCAGCUUCCAAAGACCAGUGCUAGACUGACACUGCCCUGAGAGCUGCCAGCCUAACCCAGCUCAGGGAGAUAAGGCCAAGGUGCCUCCUCCCAAGUGUGGCCAGCCUCCCCUGGAGCAGGUAGGCAGGCAGGGGGCCUGGGUAGCCCUCACUCAUAAAAGAUCAUCCCCACAUACUUUCUUCCCCUUCCCCCCUCCCCCCCAACAGCUGCCCUCUAAGAUGCUGGUUUGUCAUGGAAUCUUCUUAGCUAUUCUAGUUUUCCAGAGAUCUGUGCUUUUGUAAUGUAAUGAUCUAACCCUCUCUCUAAACCACAUAACAUAUUGUGCGAUUUGUGAGCGAUAUCCACUCAGUCGGUAGCUGUUGGGGUUUUUCCAACCAUCAUGGCCUUAUUCGUUCCAAUUUUUUCAGUGUUUUCAACAUGUGAGAUAGAUGUUUAUGGCAAAACAAAACAAAAAAAUACCUGACCUUAUUGUAUAAAAAAAAAAAAAAAAUCACUAUUUUGUGUGCUCCAAGUGCAGCAGCUGAGGGGACUGGCCCCCCCACUCUGCUGGUGGCUGGUGCCACCUUGGGCCUGGGCAUCCAGGCCUUCUUCCCCGUGGUGGUGAAAGUGUCAAAGCGUGUGGUAGUCUAGAGAGCCCGAGCUGUUUUCUACCUUUUGUAGUCUUUCUUAAAACACAAUAAAUUCUGCUGUGUUAUUUGGCUA